Messenger RNA from Gymnodraco acuticeps, 3525 nucleotides. RefSeq names its product calpain 10 (gene capn10). Gene Ontology annotation, biological process: proteolysis. Gene Ontology annotation, molecular function: calcium-dependent cysteine-type endopeptidase activity. The coding region runs from base 391 to 2448 and encodes 685 amino acids. The record is from RefSeq and is a predicted model, not a curated record. The transcript has 13 exons. Gene Ontology annotation, cellular component: cytoplasm. NCBI's taxonomy places the organism in Eukaryota, Metazoa, Chordata, Actinopteri, Perciformes, Bathydraconidae.
CAUGAAUGAACUGCUGGUAUCCAAGCGGAAGAGGAUUUAUAUUCCAUAUUCAGCAAUAUGAUGUGCCUGGUUUGGAAAUAACUGGCAGUCAUAAUAAAAUAUGUCAUGCUUCUGGAUAAAAAAAACUCGGUGUAGUUGUAGUUAUGUUUGUUAAACCAUGAUAAGAUGAAGCGAUACAGACAUGCUAGUAUUAUGCUUGUGUGCAUGAGAAGCUAGCUCGAGCUAACGGUUAGCUGCUGUGUAACGCCAGCUACGAGGGGAAAGAUGAUUAAAAGGGGAAAACGGUGCAAUAUUAGUAUGAAAGGUACAUGGCGGCUGUGAGGAUGGUCACAGCUGGCUGAGGUCCACCCACUGUCCCGGCAGGUGAUAUCCAGGUUGUGAGAAGGAGCCAUGAAAGAAGCGGGCAGGGAAGGCUCUGGACUAGGCGAGGCUCUGUUCGAGGACCUGGACUUCCCCUCUGACGACAGGGCCCUGCUCUCCGACAGCUCCACGCCCAUCGCCACGCUGCAGGGAGAAGUCACCUGGCGACGUCCUCAGGAGAUCUGCCAGUCCCCUGCUCUCUUCCCUGACAACAUCACCCUUGCUCAUGCUAAACAAGGCUUAUUGGGAGACUGCUGGUUCCUCUGUGCCUGCUCUUUCUUGCUCAAAAACAGAUAUCUCCUGAACAAGGUGUUGCCUCCAGACCAGCCCCUUUGGGGGGACAGCAGGUACAGGGGCUCCUUCCAGUUUUGUUUUUGGAAACUGGGACAUUGGACAGAGGUGACAAUCGACGAUCGCUUACCCUGCAUUAACUCCACUCCCUGCUUCUCACGCUGCCACUCCCCUGCUGCCUUUUGGGUAGCCCUGUUGGAGAAGGCCUAUGCCAAGCUUCAUGGCUCUUAUGAGCGACUGUGGGCAGGGCAGGUGUCUGAGGCCCUGGUGGAUUUGAGUGGGGGGCUGGCGGAGCGCUGGAGCUUGGGAGAGACAGAGGAGGAGCAGAGACCAGAACAGGACAGUGACCAGGUCAGGAGGAGAAGGCUGGACCUGAACCUCCUGUGUUCAGUGAAGGAAGAGUGUGCAGUCAGCUGCUCCACUCAAAGCAGUCCUGGAGGCUUAAACAUUGAGAAAGGGAUUUCAAUCCGUUGUCACCUGUUGACCUGGAUUACUGCUGCAGGUGCCAGUGAGCUGGGUCAGUACCAUGCGCUGACUGUCAUGGAGUGGUUGGAUGUGAAGACGCUGUCAGGGAGCAAACAGCUGCUGCUCAGGAUCAGAAACCCCUGGGGAAGAUGCUGCUGGGGAGGGGCCUGGAUAGGGAGUGGUGCUGGUUGGAGUUCUGUCGACCCUGCCUUGGCUUCGGACCUACAAGCCAGGGUGGCCGAGGGCGAGUUCUGGUUGGAUGAGACUGAAUUCCUGUCCCAGUUUGAUGAGGUCACAGUGGGCUACCCCAUCAGUGAUGAAGGGCACCUUAAGAGCAUCUAUACUGGAAGUCCACUGACACACUACCACCAGCUGGCCGGCCGGUGGAUGGAGGGUCACUCCGCUGGUGGCAGCCGAAACUGCAGCAGCUACGGCAGCAACCCCAAGUUCUGGCUCAAAGUGUGUGAGAGAGGAGAGGUGCUAGUGUCCCUGCUGCAGCACAGAAAAUGGAGGAAGACAGAGAAUUGCACACAAACGCUAUUAGAGGAUAGCAAAAACACAAAACACCAGCACUACCAGGCUAUCGCUCUACACAUGUGGAAGGUGGAGAAAAGGCGUUUCAAUCUUAGCCGAAUGUUGAACAAACCACCUUGUGUUUCCACUUACUGCCACGCCUACGAGAGAGAGGUGGUUCUCCAUCAGCAGCUGGAGCCUGGGUUCUACCUGCUGAUCCCCAGCACCUAUCAGCCAGGAGCGGAGGCCCGCUUCCUCAUCAGGGGGUUCUCCUCCUCCCCCACGUCUCUCAGUGCCCUGAAGAGCCCAGCACCUUCACUGCCGUCGACAACAGAUGGAGAGUGGGAGACCUGUUACUUCCAGGGCUCGUGGGUGGAGGGAAGGACAGCUGGAGGAAGCAGGAACUUCCUGUCUCACUGGCAGAACCCCUGCUUCCCCUUUACAGUUUGUGAUGAGUCAGCAGUGACGCCAGGAGUUAAUGUCAGGAUUACCCUGCACCAGAGCCGCCCUGACACGGACCUCCACCCUAUUGGCUUCCACGUUUAUAAGUUGUCAGAAGGGGAAUCCCAGCAGACAUUACCCAGGGACGAGGACCCCGCGGCCAGUUGUGUCCCUCACUGCUUCACCCAGGAUGUCCUCCUGGCCUGCUGCCUCUCUCCUGGAGCUUACACCAUCGUGCCCUCCACCUACAGGCCUGACUGCUCAGCCAGCUUCACCCUCAGCCUGGCCCGCAGGAUACACAGGAAGGUGGUGAAAAGCCAGGAGAGACUGGGAAGAGCCAUUGAAGAGAUCUCUCACAUCUCUGUGAUGCAGAGCUAGUUCUCUGGGACUGUUGCUGCUCCGCUGACGUCGACUCACCUCCCGGUGCCUCUUGGCCCAUGAUGAAAGAACCAGUUCUCCCAUCCACCCUCACCAUGGAGGAUGUGUUUGUUUGUGUGUGCAUGUAUGUGUACCACCAGUGGCUGAGAAGGCAGGCACAUUUAGUGGGAAUGUGUGUGUCGGGAAUCCUGGAAACCCCUUUAUCCUAACCCGCUGAGGCUCAGGGCUGAUGGGCAGCCACACACUCAUCGGCGAUUAGGACAUCAGAGGUUGUCGGUGGGCUGGGCUGCUAAUGAAGUAUGACGGGACUGGCUGGUGUAAACAAACAGCCGCCAUUGAAGAGGGCCGCCGAUCCUCUUGCUCAUCCACUCGCUGGUGCGCCUGCCGGCCCGGAACAAAGGGCCCUCUCAUGAAGGUCCUCACAGAGGCACAGGGGGCAAGGGGCGAGGGGAUGGUCUCCGACAGCAGAGCCAACCAAACCACACCACACCAUACCGUGCCAUACCAUACCAGAGCUUUCCUCCCAUCCCUGUCCCCCAGACACUCUGCACCUCACCUAGCUUGCAUUGUUUGGCCAUAUACACAGACACAGGGUUUUAGUACCUCUUACCCAACAUGAGUACCAUCCGGACUAACACCAAAGUCAGGCUGGACCUAAAGAAGUCCAUUUUGUUCCUGACUCCAUCCUCACCCCCCAGCUCCCUUUUUGUCCCCCCAGACUCGGUCCACAGCUCUGCCUGGACCUGAACAGAGCCAGGGUUUGAAGUUGCCGCCAGAACAGAUGACAAGCGGACGGGUGCAAGGGAUGAAACGAAGGAUGCGGCACAUCAGAGGAGGCCGGUUCAUAAGAAGAAGCCGCCAGUCCUUUUUUGUGUUGAGGCUGCGUAUGUGUGUUGGUGUGUGUCUGCCUGCUUGUAACCAUGUCUGUUUCUUGAAGUCACAGGGUUUCUGGUUAUUCAUUUGAGCCAGGGUUAACAGAGACAUUUCAGAAAGCUAUAAUUGACUAAUUAGGAGUGGCUGUGUAUUUAUUAUGUUUGGGAGUGAGAUGUGCGAAUAAUGAAUAAAAUGUUAAAACUA